Messenger RNA from Sugiyamaella lignohabitans, 1464 nucleotides. It is a transcript of the gene APE4, whose product is annotated as Ape4p. Lineage: Eukaryota; Fungi; Ascomycota; Dipodascomycetes; Dipodascales; Trichomonascaceae. The transcript has a single exon. The coding region runs from base 1 to 1464 and encodes 487 amino acids. Gene Ontology annotation, cellular component: fungal-type vacuole. Gene Ontology annotation, biological process: proteolysis. Gene Ontology annotation, molecular function: zinc ion binding; metalloaminopeptidase activity. The record is from RefSeq and is a predicted model, not a curated record.
AUGUCGAAACAAUACGCUAACGAGUUUCUCAAUUAUGUCAAUGCUUCACCGUCUCCCUACCAUGCGGUGCAAACAAGCAAAAAAUUGCUGGUAGCAGGUGGGUUCACUGAGAUUUCCGAGCGUCAACCUUGGUCGUCCCAGAUCCAAGCUGGUAAGAAAUACUUCUUAACUCGUAACGGCUCGUCUUUGAUUGCGUUUGGUGUUGGUAAAAAAUGGCAACCUGGUAAUGGUAUCUCGAUUGUUGGUGCUCACACUGAUAGUCCUACAUUCAGAGUCAAGCCCAACUCUAAGAAAUCGGCGUCUGGAUACCACCAAGUCGGUGUGGAGGUGUAUGGAGGUGGUUUGUGGCACACUUGGUUUGAUCGUGAUUUGUCUGUCGCUGGAAGAGUUUAUGUUCAUGAUAAGGCUUCAGGUCGUUACUUGCCAAAAUUGGUCAAGAUCGAGAAACCAAUUCUUCGUAUACCUACUUUGGCCAUUCAUUUGGAUCGUACUGUCAACACUAAGCUCGAGAUUAAUAAGGAGACUCAAUUGUAUCCUAUUUUAGGCUUGAUUGAAGACGAAUUGAAUGGUAAAAAGGAAUCUUCUGACGAGGGAGCUGACAACAGCAAGACUGACGCUAAUACUAAUUCUAUUGGUAAGAUUACUGACCGUCACGAGCCAGCUCUUCUCAGUUUGAUUGCUGCUGAGGCAAAGGUCAAUGUUGAAGACAUUCAGGACUUUGAACUUUUAUUAUAUGAUACUCAGCCUUCUGUUAUUGGUGGCCUUAAGGAUGAAUUCAUCUUUUCUCCUCGUCUCGAUAAUUUGUGCUCUUCAUAUACUGCCACCCAGGGUCUAUUAGAGUCUCUUUCUAAGCCUGACGCUCUUGAUAAUGAAGAAGGUAUUCGUAUGAUCUCACUAUUUGAUCAUGAAGAAGUUGGUUCUGCGUCUGCUCAAGGUGCUGACUCCAAUCUGUUGGUCGCUGUUAUUACUCGUCUUGCCUCAUUGAAAUUAGACAGUAAUGUCGAGCCUACUGCCUCGUCUCCUUUCGAGACGUUUUCCAAGUCAUUCUUGAUCUCUGCUGAUAUGGCUCAUGGCGUCCAUCCUAAUUACGGCUCGAAGCAUGAAGACAAUCACCGUCCUAAACUCAACAAGGGUCCUACUAUCAAGAUCAAUGCCAACCAACGUUAUGCCACCAACAGCCCUGGUGUUCUUCUUGUUCAAAAUGCUGCCAACCUUGCCAAGAUCCCUCUUCAAUUGUUUGUCGUUAGAAACGAUUCCCCCUGUGGAUCCACUAUCGGCCCUAUCUUGGCUUCUAAACUCGGUAUGAGAACUCUUGAUAUCGGUAAUCCUCAAUUGUCUAUGCAUUCAGUGCGUGAGACCUGUGGAAGCAAAGAUGUCGGCUAUGCUGUCGAGUUGUUUAGAGAAUUUUUCAACAACUAUGUCUCGUUAGAAAAGCAAAUUGUCAUUGAGGAUACUGAGCUUUAA